Molecule: messenger RNA, 2186 nt
Organism: Crotalus tigris (Tiger rattlesnake)
Lineage: Eukaryota; Metazoa; Chordata; Lepidosauria; Squamata; Viperidae
Product: guanylate-binding protein 1-like
Exons: 11
Coding region: 175-2019 (614 amino acids)
Molecular function (GO): GTP binding; GTPase activity
Source: RefSeq, a predicted model, not a curated record
AAGCUGAAAGCCCGGCCCGCUUUGCUUUCGCUUUCGGUUGUUGCUGCUGCAGCUCAAUAAAACCCCUGAGGCGAGGGCUGGACGGGAGAGAGAUCGUUGCAGGCUGCAAAGAGAGUCGGCGGGCGAUCCUGUGAUUUCCUGUGCAAAGACGCUGAAUCUCCCCCCAAAGCCAGGAUGGAAGCUCCGGUGUGCCUGGUUGAAAACAGGCCAGAUGGCCUCCGUGUCUCACCAGAGGCCCUUCGUUUGCUCUCGGAUAUCCGGAAUCCGGUGGUGGUGGUGUCCAUCGUGGGACUGUACCGGACAGGCAAGUCCUACCUGAUGAACAGGCUGGCUGGCAAAACUCCAGGUUUCUCUUUGGGUUCCACAGUUCAAGCAAAAACGAAAGGGAUCUGGAUGUGGUGCCUUCCCUAUCCAGAACGGCCCCAUCAAACCCUUGUCCUUCUGGAUACUGAGGGACUAGGUGAUAUACAAAAGUGCAAUCCUCAAACUGAUGACUGGAUCUUCGCUUUGGCCGUGUUGCUGAGCAGCACCCUGGUCUACAACAGUGUGGGGACCAUUGAUCAGACUGCUCUGGAAAAGCUUCGUUUUGUGACGGAGCUGUCGGAACAUAUUAAGGCGAAGGCUUCCUCCGCUCCUGGAGACGCUUCUGAAUUUGUUCGCUUCUUCCCAACUUUUAUCUGGACGCUACGAGAUUUCAAAAUACAGCUGGAAUGGGAUGGACAACCUAUCACGGAGGACGAAUAUCUGGAACACGCUCUGGAAUUAAAAAAAGGUAACACUAAAGAGAAUGAGAUACUCAAUCUGCCACACAAAUGCAUCCGAUUAUUCUUCCCCAAACGGAAGUGCUUCGUCUUGGAAUGCCCUGCUAAGAGGAAGGAGUUACCUCACCUGGAACAGAUGAAGGAUAGUGAGCUGGAGUCUGAAUUUGUGGAACCAGUGAACUCGUUCUGUCGUUACGUCUUUCAGACUUCUCAAGAAAAGACUCUUCCCGGCGGGCACGUGGUCACAGGCGACUUGUUGGCAAAGUUAGUCAAGGACUAUGUAGAUACUAUCUGUAGAGGGGAAGUUCCCUGUCUGGAGAACACAGUCCUGGCUUUGGCUGAGAUUGAAAACAGGGCAGCCCUGCAGGAAGCUGUUGUUCGCUAUGCGGAACUGAUGGAGCAAAACUUGCAGCUACCCACUGAGAAUCUCCAGGUACUUCUGGAUGUACACAAGAAAUGUGAGGAACAAGCCCUUCAGAUGUUCCUGGCUCGUGCUUUCAAGGAUGAUAGACGUCAGUUCCAGGUUGAACUCGUGAAAACUCUGGAAAGCAAAAAGAAAGAAUACUGCAGCAAAAAUGAGCUGAAAUCUUCUGAAAUCUGUUCAGCUUUAUUGAACUCGCUAUCUGAGAACUUGGAGAAGAACGUCGAGAACGGAAGCUACUCCCGAGCUGGUGGCCACCAGGAAUUUCUAAAUGACCUUGAAAAUGUGGAGAAAUUAUUCUUGGAGACACCUAAGAAAGGAAUCAUGGCAGGGAAGUUGUUGAGAGAAUUCCUCCAGCGCCAGGAAGCCAUCCGCAAAACCAUCCUUAAAAGCGACCUGAGCCUUCAAAAGAAGGAGAAGGAAAUAGAAGAUGAAAAAAUGAAGGCCAAAGCCAGAGAACUAGAGCAGAAGGUCCAGAAGCAGGAAAUGGAAAUGUCCAAAGAGAAGGAGGAGGACCAGAAACAUAGUUAUGAGAUGAACCUUCAGAAAUUAAAGGAGAAGAUGGUGGAAGAAAGGAAUCAGUUAAAGGCGGAGAACGAGAAGAUGAUGGAAAACAAACUCAAGGAACAACAGGCUUUCUUCAAAGAGGGUUUCGAGCAGGAAGUAAGCCAACUGAAAGAGGAGAUCCAGAAGCUCAAAAAGGAAAAUGAAGCUGUGGAAGAACCAAGUUGGAUCAGCUUAGCUUUGGAAACUCUGGAAAAGGCACUCACUGACGCAAUGCCCAUAAUUUGGGAUAAAGCUGUUGCGGCAGUUUCCAAAUUGAUCAAGUCUUUCUAAUCAGAACAGAUAUUCUUAUUUCAAGAAGUUCUCCUAGGACCAUGGUGGCAAACCUAUGGCAUGCAUGUCACAGGUGACACGUAGAGCCCUCUCUGGGGGCAUGCAUGCCAUCACCCCAGUCCUAGGCCUUCAGCUGGGUUUUAUAAAACCUUUUUGCUUUAGAGCUC